Malaclemys terrapin pileata is the source of this 2732-nucleotide messenger RNA. RefSeq names its product serine hydroxymethyltransferase 1 (gene SHMT1). The record is from RefSeq and is a predicted model, not a curated record. Gene Ontology annotation, cellular component: nucleus; cytoplasm; cytosol. NCBI's taxonomy places the organism in Eukaryota, Metazoa, Chordata, Testudines, Emydidae. Gene Ontology annotation, molecular function: protein homodimerization activity; mRNA 5'-UTR binding; cobalt ion binding. The coding region runs from base 136 to 1596 and encodes 486 amino acids. The transcript has 12 exons. Gene Ontology annotation, biological process: tetrahydrofolate interconversion; folic acid metabolic process; purine nucleobase biosynthetic process.
UGAACAUUCCAGCCCCGGGGCGCGGGGGCAUGGGGCUGCUCUAGGUGCGAGUGGGUUGAGUCUGCUCCGAGCUGCGGCAGCCCCGGCGCGCUGGGAGCCUGACCACGCUAUACCAAGCAAGCAACUGCCCCCAGCAUGGCUCACUUAACCAACGUCAAUGGAGAGCUUCCCAGCGCUGAACUCUGGAUGUCCCAUAACAAGAUGGUCAUGGAGCCGCUUGAUACCAGUGACCCGGAGGUGUACGACCUCAUCAAGAAAGAGAAGCGGCGCCAGAGGCUUGGGUUGGAGCUGAUUGCGUCUGAGAACUUUGCAAGCCGAGCGGUUCUGGAGGCCCUGGGCUCCUGCAUGAACAAUAAAUACUCGGAGGGGUACCCGGGACAGAGGUACUACGGUGGGACAGAGUUUGUGGAUGAGCUGGAGAUCCUCUGCCAGAAGAGAGCGCUGGAGGCUUACGGGCUGGACCCACAGAAAUGGGGGGUCAAUGUCCAGCCAUACUCAGGCUCCCCCGCUAACUUUGCGGUAUACACGGCCCUGGUGGAGCCCCAUGGCAGGAUCAUGGGUCUGGACUUGCCUGACGGGGGGCACCUGACCCACGGCUUCAUGACGGACAAGAAGAAAAUCUCGGCUACCUCAAUCUUCUUUGAAUCCAUGCCCUACAAGGUCAAUCCCAACACUGGCUAUAUCGACUACGACCGGCUGGAGGAGAACGCCCGCUUAUUCCACCCAAAGUUGAUCAUAGCAGGCGUCAGCUGUUACUCGCGUAACCUGGACUACGCCCGCAUGCGGAAGAUCGCGGACGAGAACGGGGCUUACCUCCUGGCCGACAUGGCCCACAUCAGCGGCUUGGUGGCAGCCGGCGUGGUGCCGUCGCCGUUUGAACACUGUGACGUUGUGUCGACCACGACGCACAAGACGCUGAGGGGCUGCCGGGCCGGCAUGAUCUUCUAUCGGAAAGGAGCUCGCAGCAUGGAUCCCAAGACUGGCAAGGAAAUUCCAUACAACCUGGAAAGCCUCAUCAACCAGGCUGUCUUCCCAGGGCUUCAGGGAGGGCCUCACAACCAUGCCAUUGCCGGAAUCGCUGUCACUUUGAAGCAAGCCAUGACCCCGGAAUUCAAAGCCUAUCAAAGGCAGGUUGUCGCAAACUGCAAGGCACUGUCUGCAACUAUGAUCACACUGGGCUACCAUGUCGUCACCGGGGGCUCUGACAACCACUUGAUCCUCGUGGACCUGCGCAACAGAGGGACGGAUGGCGGGAGAGCCGAGCGGGUGCUGGAAGUCUGUUCCAUUGCCUGUAACAAGAACACCUGUCCUGGUGACAAGAGUGCCUUGCGCCCAAGCGGCCUGAGGAUUGGGACACCAGCGUUGACCUCCAGGGGAUUCCGGGAAGAGGACUUCCAAAAAGUAGCUCAUUUUAUCCACAAAGGGAUAGAGCUGACGCUGAGGAUUCAGAACGACAUGAGCCCCAAAGCGACGCUGAAGGAAUUCAAGGAGAGGCUGGUGAGCGAUGAGAAGUACCAGGCGGCUCUCAAGUCUCUCAAAGAGGAGGUGGAGACCUUUGCUGCUGCCUUCCCGCUCCCUGGCCUGCCUGUCCUUUAAAACAAGGCAGCAGCUGCACCCAAUCCAGAGCUACCAGAGAGCUCUGGGGAAGCAAACAGGGAUUGCGGUGCAUCCACAUCCACUAGGAAAGCCUCUGUUGCCAUCUGCCGAGCAAAGAGAACUGAGAGAAAUGUGUCUCUCCCCCCUCCCCCCACUUCUGUUAACCUCCUCUCUUCUCCUAUGCGUGAUUUGUUCCCACAAGGCAGAUGGCUUUUUAAAAGUUAAUUUUUUGUACCUGUCUCUCCCCCUAGGCUACCCCUGUAGGGCGCUGCCCCAGGCUUGUGGGCACGACCAAGGGGCUGGUAAGCCUCCGUUUAGGAAACGGUUCCUUUUCUAGUAACUGUGAAUGGUGCAGCACUUAAUUCUUUUUAAAGGAUUGAAAUUUGGCACCUGAUUUUUAAUACAUCAACUGCACUUUUAAUGAGGACAAACAGGGUAGCUCUCAAGUCCAAUUACUGACAGAUCUGCAAAGAUGCCGAUGCACCUCAUAGACUCAGACUCAUAGACAUUAAGGUCAGAAGGGACCAUUAUGAUCAUCUGGUCUGACCCCCUGCAUGCUGCAGGCCGCAAGACCCUUCCCUGGACUCUACCGUUGAAGUCCCCAAUCCUGUGUUUUAGUGACUUCAAUCGGCUGAGACCCUCCUGCUAGUGAUCCCUGCCCCAUGCUGCGGAGGAAGGCGAAAAACCUCCAGAGGCUCAGCCAAUCUACCCUGGAGGAAAAUUCCUUCCCGACCCCAAAUAUGGCGAUCAGUAAUACCCCGAGCAUAUAGGCAAGAGUCUCUAGCCUGACCCUUGUUGGCCAUUAUGCUGUCCAUGUACCAUUGCUUGGUUUUCCUUGGCUACUAUGUUUUAUCAUUAAACCAUUCCCUCCAUAAACUUAUCCAACUUAAUCUUAAAACCAGACAGGUCCGUCGCCCCCACCGUUUCCCUCGGAAGGCCGUUCCAAUAUUUCACCCCUCUGAUGGUCAGAAACCUUCGUCUAAUUUCAAGCCUAAACUUCCCCCCGGCCAGUUUGUAUCCAUUCGUUCUCGUGUCCACAUUAGUACUAAACUGGAAUAAUUCCUCUCCCUCCCUUGUAUUAACCCCUCUGAUAUAUUUAAAGAUAGCAAUCAUAUCCCCCCUCAGCCUUCGCUUUG